Messenger RNA from Colletotrichum graminicola M1.001, 1041 nucleotides. Its product is annotated as histone-arginine methyltransferase CARM1. The transcript is spliced from 6 exons. Lineage: Eukaryota; Fungi; Ascomycota; Sordariomycetes; Glomerellales; Glomerellaceae. The coding region runs from base 1 to 1041 and encodes 346 amino acids. Gene Ontology annotation, molecular function: protein-arginine N-methyltransferase activity. Gene Ontology annotation, cellular component: nucleus. Gene Ontology annotation, biological process: peptidyl-arginine methylation. The record is from RefSeq and is a predicted model, not a curated record.
AUGGGCAACGACACGCAUAUGGAGGUUGACGCCGCCGAGCAGAAGCUCAAGGGCAUGGAGCACUCUGAGCAGCAUUACUUCAAGAGUUAUGACCACCAUGGUAUCCACGAGGAGAUGUUGAAAGACGAGGUCCGCACGCGCUCCUACAUGAAUGCUAUCGUCCAGAACAAGCACCUGUUUAAGGACAAGGUCGUUCUCGACGUCGGCUGCGGCACCGCCAUCCUUUCCAUGUUCGCUGUCAAGGCCGGUGCGAAGCACGUUAUUGGUGUCGACAUGUCCACCAUCAUCUUCAAGGCGCGUGAGAUCGUCAAGGUGAACGGCAUGUCCGACAAGAUCACCCUGAUUCAGGGCAAGAUGGAGGAAGUCGAGCUUCCCUUCCCCAAGGUCGACAUCAUCAUCUCUGAGUGGAUGGGUUACUUCCUCCUUUACGAGUCCAUGCUGGACACUGUCCUGUACGCUCGUGACCGCUACCUGAACCCCGACGGUCUCAUUUUCCCUGACAAGGCCACCAUCUUCAUUGCUGGUAUCGAGGACGGCGACUACAAGGACGAGAAGAUUGGAUUCUGGGACAACGUGUACGGCUUCGACUAUAGCCCGCUCAAGGCCACGGCCCUGUCCGAGCCUCUCGUCGACACGGUCGAGAUCAAGGCUGUCGUUACUGACCCCACCGCCGUCCUGACCCUGGACCUCUACAAGUGCCAGGUGUCUGACCUUGCCUUCACCACCCCCUUCCGCCUGUCUGCCCGCCGUGAUGACUUCAUUCACGCCCUCGUCGCCUGGUUCGAUAUUGACUUCACUGCCGCUCACAAGCCCAUCCGCUUCUCCACCGGCCCCCACACCAAGUACACCCACUGGAAGCAGACCGUCUUCUACCUUAAGGACAUGCUCACCAUGACCGCCGGCGAGGAGGUCGACGCAACCCUGCACGUUAAGCCCAAUGAUAGGAACCGCCGUGACCUCGACAUCAAGAUCGAGUACAAGUUCCUGACCGAGGACCCUACCCGUGCCGCCGAGGGCGUCUGCGAGUACAAGAUGUGCUAA